AGUAGUUCCCUUCCUCCUUUCAAAAUCAAACCAAAAGACAAUUAAUAAAAAAGACAGGAAGCUCCUCUGUCUGUCUUUGACCUCAACUUUCUUCCCCAAAUGAUAUACUACUCCGUAUUAACUACUUGGAGGAAUUGGCAACAACACUGAUGGCUAAAAUUUCCACUCUUUCACAGAUAGAUUCAGUCCAGAGAGAGACCAGACCAAGAGGGCUGUGUUGUUAAAUGCAGACAAACACGGGUUGUUCAAUGGCGCCGUCUUCAUGGAUGCGCUCUCUCUUCUCUCCCUCCAAGAAUUGGUUUUCCGCUCAACCUAUCAAAGCCCUCUCCACACGCCUUCGCGAUCAUGGGUUUUCUUUGGGUGAUCUCCUAAGGGCCAGGCGAGUAAAAGAGCAGGCAACAAAUGUCUUGUUUAACAAGAUUUCUUUACUUCUUCAAAAGGAGGAGAAUAAUUUGAGGACUGAGGCAUUACCCAGGCUUCAAGAAGUGGAAGGGAUCUUAGGGUACACUUUUAAGAAUUCAGAUUUAUUAGAGGAAGCCUUUACGCAUGCUUCGUACCAGGAAAAAUGUUUAUCAUAUGAGCGACUUGAGUAUGUGGGGGACUCCGUAUUGAAUAUUUUGAUCACGAAAGAGCAGUAUUUCUUGUAUCCAAACUUUCCACCAGGGGCGCUGAGUUCUCUCCGUUCAGCCAAUGUGGACACAGAGAAGCUUGCACGUGUUGCUGUCAAGAAUAAGUUGCACAAAUAUUUACGGCUUAGACAACCUGUGCUUCGUAAACAAAUAGGAGAUUUUGUCGCUGCUCUUCCAAAGUAUCCUUUGCAUUCCAAUGGACUGAUCGAUGCUCCAAAAGUCCUUGCUGAUGUUGUUGAAUCCACGAUUGGGGCCAUAUUCAUCGAUAGCAAUUCUUCACUUGAAACCACUUGGGAGGUAGCUAAAGGGCUCUUGCAACCUAUAAUCACUCCGGAAGUGCUACAAACACAUCCUGUAAAGAAGCUUUACGAGACUUGCCAAAAGCACGGAUUGAAACUACAACUGGUUGAUCUGUGGUCGAAAGAAGGUGCUUACGAAGUCAUUGUGGAUAAGAAUCUUAAGGGAAGAGGUAAGUGUCGUGCCAAGAAGGAAGUUGCACUUAACAGAGCUGCAAAUAAUGCAUACAUUAAAGUUGUGACAAAACUGGGGUUGAAACAGUAGCGGUGGCUAAAUGGCCAUUGCAAAGUAGAAAUUCAAUAAAUGAAUCAUACUUUUUUGGUGUGUGUUGUCCAUUUUCUCAGGAAGUAGAAAAUUCAACUCCCAGAUCACUUGAAUCUUCGUUAAUCUAUGAGAUAUUCAACGGUACUAUUGACAUA
This is a messenger RNA of Rhododendron vialii, 1345 nucleotides long. RefSeq names its product ribonuclease 3-like protein 3. The record is from RefSeq and is a predicted model, not a curated record. Gene Ontology annotation, molecular function: ribonuclease III activity; RNA binding. Gene Ontology annotation, cellular component: nucleus; cytoplasm. NCBI's taxonomy places the organism in Eukaryota, Viridiplantae, Streptophyta, Magnoliopsida, Ericales, Ericaceae. The transcript has 4 exons. Gene Ontology annotation, biological process: siRNA processing. The coding region runs from base 225 to 1190 and encodes 321 amino acids.